This is a messenger RNA of Guyanagaster necrorhizus, 1973 nucleotides long. RefSeq lists its product as uncharacterized. The coding region runs from base 229 to 1848 and encodes 539 amino acids. The record is from RefSeq and is a predicted model, not a curated record. The transcript is spliced from 2 exons. NCBI's taxonomy places the organism in Eukaryota, Fungi, Basidiomycota, Agaricomycetes, Agaricales, Physalacriaceae.
AAUUGUCCGAUUGAUUGGCGCGUCAAUUGUCUUGUUGCAUGUCUUUUGCUUGCUUAGUUCCCCCGGAAGAGGUGGCUUUGUGGCACCUGGAGUCAGUUUAUAUACCAGUGGCCUGCUCUGUCGAGGGCAUCAUACCACAUCUCUUCGUCCCGGAGACGAUACCUCGAUCUCACCCUCACUUGUAUUCCAAUAUCUCUCUUUCCUCUCUACUAAUAUCCAGCUUUCGCCAUGUCCGUAGCUGUUCAAGUCCCCGUGCGCGCAUUUCAGAUGCUCCCCAUCGAACUCGUCCUCAAAAUCUUCCACAUGGCCACCUUCGACGGACCCGACUACAACGUCCCAUUGGCUCUCAGUCAUGUCUCCAGGGACUGUCGCAGCAUCGUCAGUUCCGAAGCGCGUCUCUGGACGAACAUCAGGGUCAACAAUCAAUCUGCGGUCGGACACCCGCGCAGAGUGGGUGCGAAUCCCCAAGACGUCUUUCCCGCACUUUCCGUCUAUCUACGCAAUUCCGGCCAACUUCCUUUCAACCUUUCGAUUGGAUAUGCCGGACUCCCUCGAUACGAGAGAUAUCCAGACUUGGGCGACUUCAUUGAACCCCGCACGGACGGCUUCACGCUUUCCCAUGCCACUCACCUCGGUAACAUACUCGCCGCCCAUGUGCACCGCCUUCAAAGCCUCACAGUCCGCACGCGCUCUUGGGAGAUAUACACUCUGAUAGUCAACCAAUGGGUGGGGCUUCGCCUCCCGCUCGUCGAGAGCUGGAGCGUUGAAUAUGGCAACGUCCAAGAUAUCGGUUUGUUCCACGUCUAUGCCGAUAUGUUUAAGGUCGAUGUAGAACAGAGUGAGAAUAUCCUCACAAACUGUGGCGAUGCGUGCAGUCCGGAUGAACUGGCCAGUAUUGGGAGGCACUAUUUCCCGCAAUUGAAGCGCCUCCGCCUUUGGGCGACGCCGCACCAAUGGACCUUCUCUACAAGGAACCUGGUCGAACUUGUCCUCCAGAAUAUCCCCGAUUUCUAUCGUGCUAAUGAUGACCUCCUGCGAGUGAUUCUAGCCAACAGCCAGCACACCCUGCAGAUCCUGGAGCUAAAUGGUGUCCUUCACACCUCCGUCGGCCUCCCGAGCGCUCGAUUGCCCCUCCCCGCCGUCCACACCCUCAGAAUCGGAUUCGGGUACAUCGAGGAAUUCUCUACCAUACUCCGAAUAGCCGAAUUCCCCGCGCUCACCAACUUGCGGCUGAAGCAUUUGGAAGACUGUCUAAAUGAAGACACACAACAUCAGGAGGAGAUGGCUGAUAUUUUCGACGCCUUGGUGGACGAGCUGCCUUUGCACCAGCUGACCGCACUGUACAUCGAAGCGGUGUCUUUUCCCAGGGAGAAUCUGCACCGCACGGUCGCUUGGGAGGCGAUACGCAAUAGUAAGGUCCCUCAGGACGAGUAUCCCGACCCAAUGCGAUUCAUAUCGCAGCUCAAUGCUCUGCAGUCGCUCACACUUGUCCGACCGGACCCGAUGUUCCUCCAGUCCAUGAACUACUCUCCGCCGCGUUCGACGCUAUUCCUUCCAUCGCUCCGGAAGCUCAGGUUCGAGACGUCGAUUCCGACUGAGUACUCGUACAUUGUAGAGUAUUGGCGCUGUCGCAUGAGAGUGCUGAUGCAUGCAUCGGGGGGCCGGUACCUAGGACCUGGUCUUGAGAGGUUGGAGUUGUUGCUUCCUGAUACAGUGGACAAGGUCGGGCUGGCAAGAUGGAUACACAACCGUCGGCCGUAUGCAGAGUCGAUGGUUGUCAAUUUUCAGCCCGAGUAUUUUCCUUUUGUCCUUGCAGAGGAUGAAGGUGAUUUUAUGGCGGUAGAUUAGUUCACCAUCUGUUUUCCUUUCUCGUUGUGGAUUUCUUUUCCUGCCAAUUGGGCUACUAUGGUCAUUCUUUGCAUCUUUGCUAUCCUAGUAUACAUUAUGAAAAAUAAUAUCACAAUUACUUUGCU